Messenger RNA from Labrus mixtus (cuckoo wrasse), 8195 nucleotides. RefSeq lists its product as uncharacterized. Gene Ontology annotation, biological process: regulation of apoptotic process. Gene Ontology annotation, molecular function: ATP hydrolysis activity; protein binding. The record is from RefSeq and is a predicted model, not a curated record. Bases 168 to 6074 code for a protein of 1968 amino acids. The transcript has 16 exons. Lineage: Eukaryota; Metazoa; Chordata; Actinopteri; Labriformes; Labridae.
UUUGUGUGGACCAUAGACUGUAAGGUGUGGACACAGUGGACACGGACUGGACCGUGCGGGACAAUCACCCUCCACUGACAUCAAACAGCAGAUGGAGUUUUUCUUCAGUGGACAUUUUGAGGCCUCUGUAUCAUUGAAGGAGGCUUUGUGUGCAGAAGUGAGGACAAAUGGCUUGUUCAACAGAGUCUGCCCGAGAUCACGUCAGGCUUGUCAGACGCCACCUUGUGAGAGAAUUAAAGAAUCUCGGGGUCUCUGUGAUUGUGGAGAACUUAAAUGAGCAUGGAGUUUUCUGUGAUGAAGAGGUCAGUAACAUAAAGGCAGAAAGGACUGACUAUGACAAAUCAAGAACAAUACUGGACAAAGUCAUUAAGAGGGGGGAAGCAGCCUGCUACAAGCUCCUUCAGGUUAUUGACAUGAUGUGUAGGAGGACCUCUGGAAGGAUAUCUUCUCUCUCUGAGGAAAUGACUGAAGCUGGGACUAAAGAGUUUGACCUGCACUCCUGGAUCAGCAGCUUUCCUUUCAGGGAAGACACAGAAAUGGAUAUAAACUAUUCACAAGGCCUGAGAUCAUGCCACAGAUAUAAAGCAAAGUUAAAGUCAAAAGCACAAGACAGAUCAAAGGAAUUUUGGAUGAGAAACAAAAAUCUGUUUGGAGAAGUCUGCAGGCCUGAUCUGUCAUACAGUUCACUUGUAUUAGACACACAAGGAAGAGUUUCUUCAUCCAAAAUAAAGAAAGGUAAGAGGAAAACGGGCAAAAUGAGUCGCCCCAAAAAGCUCAAGACAUACAUCCCAGAGGACAGACAAGAAAUCUCUCCCAGUGACCUGCUGAAAACAAAUAAAAACAUCCUCCUUGUUGGGAAGCCUGGAAUUGGAAAGACAGCACUGAGUCAUGAAAUUUUAAAACUCUGGGCAGAAAGAGACAGCAGGGAGCUUGAAUACAUGUUUUACUUUGACAUGAGGGGAACAUCUCUCGUCAGAGAUGGGAUGAGCUUGGAGGAACUUCUUUUCAGUGCAUACAGUGAACCAGAUGAAGACAAAGAAGAAGUCUUUCAGGACAUAAAGAAGUAUUCUGACAACGUUACAGUUGUUUUUGAUGGAAUCACAGAUCUCUCUUCUUCAGUGGUGCGUAGAAUUGUAGAGAAGGACCUCCUUCCUAAUGCCAAGGUCAUCAUAACCUGCAGACCAGAUGACGAAGACUUAUUUUCUGGUGACUUUGACAGAGUGGAAGUGAAAGGCUUCAGUGAGCAGACCGUUAAAAAAUACUUCUCUGCGAUGCUUGGCAUGGAACAGAAGAAGGUUUUCAGCAACCUGGAGUUGUUAACUCUUUGCCAUGUCCCGAUGUAUGCACUGAUGGUGGCAGUCUGUUUUUUAUAUGAGACACCAGAAGACUCACCACAGCCAUGCAGUAUGACUGAAAUAUACAUCAACAUUGUUCGUUUUUGUCUUCAAACAAGCAGCAACAACAAACAUAAAAAUCUCAAUACCUUAAUCAAGGAGAAGAGUGCAGAUCUACUGACGUUGGCGGAGGCUGCUUUUCAUGCAACUGAAGAAAAAACUGUGAGCUUGACCGACCUGCACUGUGAAGACAGCUGUGUCCUUUCCUUCCUGAAAUCACUUGUUAUCAAAGUGGCUCCCAUUGAGACAAUAACAACGUACGCUUUUCUCCAUUACACAAUGCAGGAGUUUUUUGCAGCAAUGUGGCUCUUGAAGAAUCCAGAUAAGAUUAAGGAGGUUUUUCAGCAAUGCCUCACGGAGGAGAGGAAGCACAUGAAACAUAUGAUCCCUUUCAUGUGUAGAUUGUUGACUAUGAAGAGCCCAAGUUUGAUGGAGCAUCUGAUUCCAGCUCAGGAGUUAAAAAAGACAUCUAACUGGUUCUUUAAGGAAAUGAUAAGCACACUUUUCUCUGGUCAGUGUAUGGAGGAAGAGGCUCAUAAUGAUGAUACUGGGCUUGAUGUGGGCAUACUGUUCUUAUGCCAAUGCUUGUUUGAGUCGCAGUGUCCUGACGCAUGCACCAGCUUUCUGGAAACACUGGAGUACCAACUUGAUCUCAGCGGUGAGAGUCUUGAUUCCUAUCUUUGCUGUGCUGUGGCCUAUGUGGUCUCUCAGUCAAAGGAGAGGAAAAUACAGCUGAACCUUGAAGAUGUUUCUGUAUCAGCACAAGGAAUGAGAUGUCUGUAUGGAUGCCUUUUCAAUGUCCAAUGGUGUGACCCUCUGCCUAAACAGCUGUGGGAAAUUGUUCUUCUAAGUGAAGAAAAGUUGAUUGACCUCAGUUUACUCGGCCUUGAUGGAAAUCAGUUACACCUUCCAGUUCGGGGUAAAAAACAGCUGUUUGAAAGAGCAGCGUCUGUCAUACAGAAUAAUCCCAUGAAGAUAAAUGUCUGCCUUCACUGGGACAAUAGAGCAACUACUGCCUGUCAAAGUCUGUGUGGGUCCCUCCUGGAGGCUUUGUCGGACGUCAGGUCACUCAGCUUCAGGAUGACCCACCAAGAUCCAGAACAAGAAGACCAGGAGCCAGACCAUGGGACCCUCGAGAGAAAGAAAAAGAAGCUGUUACUGGAUUUAUGCCUGCAAGCAGCACUUGACAAAGAAGAGAGCUUUCACCAUGUUGUGUCUCAGCUCGUCUCUUUGUUUUCUGUUGACAAACACUUGCAUAACUUUUUUGUUGAUUUGUAUCAACACGUCAAGAGUGAAGGGUGUUUAAGUGUUAUUCCAAAACUGGGUCAACUUUUUGAGUCAGCUGCUGAUGUCUGGUCCAUAAACCUGUCAGAGAUCAACACCUCCAUCCUCCUGGAAGUGCUGAGACUCCGUCCAGAGAAGACUCCAGUGGAGCUGACGGGCUGUCCAGAUGAAGAGAGUGAAGUGAGGAGCUUCCUUCAGUGUCUGCCUCAUAUCUCACAGCUCAGUUUCUCUUACUGGUUUGAAAGAGGAGUCGAGUUGUGUGGACGUCUGUUCUGUGCAGCAGCAGAGAGAGAACAGCAGACAGGAGAGAACACACUGCAGCUGUUAUCAUCACUGUGCACAUAUGAAACAUUUCCUAUUAGUGGCAGAUCCAUUUAUCAUGACGUCAAGGAAUAUCAGUGUUUGUUCCUUCUGGAUCUGUACUCCCACAUGAAGUACUAUGAGACUAAAACAGGCUUGAGAGUUCUUCCAUCAGUACAGGCUUUUUUCCUGUCAGCUCCUGAUGUCUGGUACAUUGACCUCUCAAAGAGAAAGACCUCCAUCCUCCUGGAAGUGCUGAGACUCCGUCCAGAGAAGACUCCAGUGAAGCUGACGGGCUGUCCAGAUGAAGAGAGUGAAGUGAGGAGCUUCCUUCAGUGUCUGCCUCAUAUCUCACAGCUCAGUUUCUCUUACUGGUUUGAAAGAGGAGUCGAGUUGUGUGGACGUCUGUUCUGUGCAGCAGCAGAGAGAGAACAGCAGACAGGAGAGAACACACUGCAGCUGUUAUCAUCACUGUGCACAUAUAAAACAUUUCCUAUUAGUGGCAGAUCCAUUUAUGAUGACGUCAAGAAAUAUCAGUGUUCGUUCCUUCUGGAUCUGUACUCCCACAUGAAGUACUAUGAGACUAAAACAGGCUUGAGAGUUCUUCCAUCAGUACAGUCAGUUUUCCUGUCAGCUCCUGAUGUCUGGUACAUUGACCUCUCAGAGAGAAAGACCUCCAUCCUCCUGGAAGUGCUGAGACUCCGUCCAGAGAAGACUCCAGUGAAGCUGACGGGCUGUCCAGAUGAAGAGAGUGAAGUGAGGAGCUUCCUUCAGUGUCUGCCUCAUAUCUCACAGCUCAGUUUCUCUUACUGGUUUGAAAGAGGAGUCGAGUUGUGUGGACGUCUGUUCUGUGCAGCAGCAGAGAGAGAACAGCAGACAGGAGAGAACACACUGCAGCUGUUAUCAUCACUGUGCACAUAUAAAACAUUUCCUAUUAGUGGCAGAUCCAUUUAUGAUGACGUCAAGAAAUAUCAGUGUUUGUUCCUUCUGGAUCUGUGCUCCCACAUGAAGUACUAUGAGACUAAAACAGGCUUGAGAGUUCUUCCAUCAGUACAGUCAGUUUUCCUGUCAGCUCCUGAUGUCUGGUACAUUGACCUCUCAAAGAGAAAGACCUCCAUCCUCCUGGAAGUGCUGAGACUCCGUCCAGAGAAGACUCCAGUGAAGCUGACGGGCUGUCCAGAUGAAGAGAGUGAAGUGAGGAGCUUCCUUCAGUGUCUGCCUCAUAUCUCAAAGCUCAGCUGCAGUCAGCCAGAGUUUUUCCAGCUUGUGUGCACAUCGGUUUCUGUCAGAUCCAGAGAUGAGGCUGAGACGUUGGUUGCUCUGCUGCGGCUCCUGGGAUUCACCCUUCAGUUAACAGGAAAGUUACACAGCAAAACCUGCAAGUCUGUGGGACGAGUUCUUGGACUUUGUGGUUCUCGUGUGGAUCUCAUCCUCACACCCAGAAUGAUGUCUGUCAGAGGAGCCUCACUCCUAUUCAGACACACCAAAAAACUACACAGUCUGAGGCUUUCCAACAGCAUCACCUUGCUUCUGUCUGGAUGGGUAAGAAGACAGAGAGUGCCCUGUCUGACUGUUACUGAGCAGCUUUCUCUUGCCUCUCAGUCAGACCGACCUUCAGAGAAAGUGUUGUUGAGGGUUGUGAGUAGUUUGGCAUCUCUGCUGCGAUACUGGACAGUCAGACAGUUGGAUCUAACUGAGUCCUGGAUCCCUGCUCAGUGUCUCUUUUCACUGCUCUCUCAUGAUGGCCCUCUUACAAUCAAGUUGCAUGAGAAAACUUCCCGGCAGCUACUUGACCUCCUCUAUGAAACUCAGGACAAUGACUUGACCUUGGCCUUCUUGAGAAAGGUUAAUGGAGACCUGACCCCCUUCUGUCUGAACUGGGAGCUUCUUCAACAUCUUCUGCAGCAGUCGUCUCAGAUGAUUACUGUGAACAUGAGGAAAAACAGCUUCCUACAAAAGAGCAUCGCACGUCUGCUUCCCUUUCUGGACAGGAUCGUAUUUGUGAGGACUUGUCCCAGCUUUGUGUUGACUUCCCUCAGAGAGAUCUAUACAACUCGUGCCAGUUCAGUUGUACCCAGUUUUCUGAGGUCAUUUGAUCACGUGAUCAACCUGACCUGCCGAGAGAUGGACUCAGAGGACUGUGCUGCUCUGCUCUUCACCCUCAAACACAGUGAUGGAGUGAAACUGAACCUCCUGUGGACCUCCAUACCAACGGUGGGAAUCAAAUCCAUCCUCUGCACACUGGACAAAGUUUCUCAACUCAGUGUUGACAGGAAUCUGCUGCUGAAGUUCAUCCACUGCUGCGCUGCCUCUGAUGACCAGCAGAGGGCAGCAGUCAGUCUGCUCAGGACUCUGCAGCACAGGUUAGAUCUGUCCUGUUCCUCCUGUGUGGAGCUGUCAGAGGAAGGUCAGAGUGAGACUUUCAGACUGACGGUCGCUGACUGCAGCGCCGUCUCCACCAUCCUGAGACGCAGCAGCCAGGACACAGAGCUCCAUCUGCAGGACUGUGAUGUGGAGGACAGUGGACUGGACCUGCUGUUUCCUGUCCUGGACAGAGUCCGCCUCAGGUUUGGGGCUGAGUGGGGACCACAAAAUGAGCAAGACAACAGUUUGAGUUUGUGUUGUUCAUGUCAGUUCACUAACAGCCUGCCCUUCACUCUGAUUCUCCUGUUUAGAUUCAAUAAAGUUGUCCUGCUCCAGCUGGUGUCGCUGGUUCCUUCGAUCAAUGAGCUGGAUUCAAUGAGACGGGCGGGGUCCCUGUGUAAAGCCCUGGGUGGAGAGCUGGACCUCAGUCACACUGUACUGGAUCAGAAGGCCUGUGGAGCUUUGGCCUGGAUGCUGGACUACUCUGAAGGGCUGACAGAGCUGGACCUCAGUCACUGCCAGCUAACCGACCAGCUACUGCUCACAAUCAAGGAACAUCUGCACAAAGUACAAGUCCUCGACCUGAGUCACAAUAAGAUCAGCGAUGCUUCAACAUCCACGUUGCUCGAACUGAUCUCCAACAACCCGUCCAUUGAAACCGUGCGACUCUUCAGGAACAACAUUGUAAACCAAACACCCUUUAAGAAAACCAAGAAGUUUGAGAUCUGGUGAAACGGGAGCGAGUGUGCUGUGAAUGUGCUGCUCAGGGAAGAAACUCUUUAUAAACUCAGAAUAUACUGACGUUUAAAAUAAAGAAGAAGCAGCCGGCAAAGUUCUCUGAUACUUAACGCUGAAGAGCGUUCCUUUACUGUGCUCAUAUCUAAGGUCCAUGUUUAUGGUACCGGACCUUCAUGCUUCAGAUCUUUCUGUUGGAACAUGACAGAAUUAUUUUUAUAUCGGGAUAAAAACAGAAGCCAGAACUGUUUUGUAAAACAUAUCCAUUUGUAUUUAAUCACUUCAAGGACUUCAUGAUAACUUUUUGAACUCGAUGAUGAACAUCUUCUUUUGAAUUUUCUGGAUUUUAAGAGUUUAUUUUUUUGGUAAUGGGAAACGUGUGGUUGUUCCAAAUCAGAUGAAAAUGUUUAAUGUCUCUUAUCAGCAUAAAGUGCAGGUACAAAAACGUUUCUGGUCCAUCAUGAAAUGUACUUUUUUUUUUAUUCUUUAUUUGGACAGCAACAAUAUUACAGAGCAUUGUCACAGAAAAACAAUGAAGUCUCUUUUGCAGUCCUCAGCUUUUUAAAUAUAAACAUAAAGAACUAAAUACAGUGUGGGAGAGAUAAAGUGUGCGUUCAAAAUGAGUUCAAGAAAAAAUAUCAGAAAAAAUACUACAGAGAGAGAAAGAAAAUUGGCAAAUAAAUAAAAGAUUGAGCUAAAUGAUAUGGGGUUUGCUAAGACAUCAGAAGAUCACCUCCACACAAUCUGUCUGCAAUGGUUUCACAUAUUUAACCCACUUGGACCAGAGUUUAACAAAAACUUCCUUCUGAAGACGCAAACAAAAAGUGAUCCUUUCCAUAACAUAAAUAUCAUUUACAAUAUCAAUCCAGCCGUGUAUGGUAGGAGGUUCAGGAAGUAACCAGCGCCGAGUAAAGGCUUCUUUACAAGCAGAGACUAAUAUGCCAAACAGGUAUUUAUCAGCGCAUCUUGCCUGAAAAUCUGCAUUUCCUAAAAACAAUGUGUUAAACUGCAGGGGCAGGUCCAUGUUAAGAAUACACAAAAGGGUUGUAUCACUGGGCACGCCCAGAAAAUGUGCCAGAGGUUAGCUUCCUGAGAGCCACACUGCCUCCAGCAUUUGGUAUCUCCUCCUGCAUAAUGUGCUUUCUGCUUUGGAGUGACAAAGAAGCGGAUACAGCACUUCCAACCAAAUUCCCGCCACACUUGAGAGUUUGUGCAUUUCCAUGUAAAGCUCCACAUAUCCAACCAGUCUUCACUUGGUACUGAAAGAUUUCUCUCUUUCUCCCAUUUACCUUUAACAUAUUCUGUUGUGUGUAAUUUCUUUUGCAUUAGAGCCUUAUAAAGUUUGGAGAUAGCUCCUUUACUUGAAUCAUUUUGCUAUGCACCUAAAAGUAAUUUUAGUAUUGGAUCCUCAAAGUCUGUUUUAUUUCUUAUAUUAUGGUCAAAAUAAUUAUGCACCUGAAGAUAUCUAUAGAAAUCUGAUCUUUCAAGUCCAUAUUUUCUCCUCAGAUUCUCAAAAUCCUUAAACUGACCUUUUUCUGUUAAAUAAAAGAAUGUUGUUAUUCCUUUUGUGCUCCACGAUUUAAAUCUAAAAUCCAUUUUGUUUAAAACCGGGAUCAUAGGCACACCAUUGAAUUAUUUGUAUUUUAUCAUCAAGUUUAUAUUCUUCUCUUAUUGUCCUCCAGGUUUUUAACUGAGCUUUGAUUAAAGGAUUUUGUAUUGUAUCUAUAAAUCCACCCAGAGUUUUGUGAGCCAACACUGCCUGAAGUGGAGGGUCAUUCAUGCUGGUGAGUUCGAUGUCUUUCCACCUGGCCUGAAAUGUUGGAUUACAGAUAUUUAUGAAGGGUUUGAUCUGGGUAGCAUAAAAGUAAUCCUUGAAAUGAGGGAGGGCCAUCCCUCCUUCUUCCUUUUGGAGUUGUAAGGUUUGGAGUUUAACCCUGGGUUUUGUCCCUUGCCAUAUAGACGGGUUUCUUGUAUACAAACAGUACUGGGUGCGCGCACAGCCAGGGGGCAAAAAGAACGCUUCGUUAGCCAUGAUGAGUCAAUUGAUAUCAAUGUAGAUGUCUUAUUGUUUGUAAGUUCUUGUUGACUAAUUUGUAAUAAAAUGUCAUUUCAUAGUUA